Peronospora matthiolae is the source of this 240-nucleotide messenger RNA. The record is from the annotation of a GenBank genome assembly. NCBI's taxonomy places the organism in Eukaryota, Oomycota, Peronosporomycetes, Peronosporales, Peronosporaceae.
AUGAACGACUUGAGACGCGAUUCGCGAGGCGGGCCGGAUCGAGAGUGGUUCCAGAAAGAGAAGAAGCGCAUGGAAGAUGAGAUUCGAGAGGAGAUGCAAGAAGCCGUGUCGAACGUGUACAUUUUGAACCAAAACAUUGAGCAUCUCAAUGACGUGGGUCAAGAAGUGGUGGCCAUUUCAUCCGUGUGGGUGACCUUUCUACGUCGGACAGCGGCGUCUGCUAGCGGUCCAGCACGCUAA